CCCUCCCUUCUGCCCUGUGCUCUCCUCUGGCUGUGUUACUGAGCUCUACCUCUCUCCAGAUCGUCACUGACUCAGCCACUCACUUCAGCGACCAUGAGUCUCAGAUCAAGCUACAGCGUGCGUACCUCCCAGGUGCCGCUGUCCCAGAUGUCAAUCAAGCGGACCACCACCACCAGCAGCAUGCCCACCUACCGGGCCGCAAGCAUCUAUGGCGGCGCUGGUGGUCAGGGCACCCGUAUCUCCUCUGCCUCCUAUUCAGGUGUCCGCAGCGGACUGGGAGCGCCCUCGAUGUCCAGCUCCAUCCAGGUCAAUGCUUCUGGAAACACAGGUGAGAUCAUGGGCAACGAGAAGAUGGCCAUGCAGAACCUGAACGACCGUCUGGCCUCCUAUCUGGAGAAAGUGAGGACCCUGGAGCAGGCCAACAGCAAGCUGGAACUGAAGAUCAGAGAGGCCCUGGAGAAGAAAGGUCCUGAUGUACACGACUUCAGCCGUUACCAGCCCAUCAUCGAUGAUCUGCGCAAGAAGAUCUUUGAUGCCACCACGGACAAUGCCCGUCUUGUCCUCCAGAUUGAUAACGCCCGCCUGGCAGCUGAUGAUUUCAGAGUCAAGUAUGAAUCCGAGCUGUCCAUUCGCCAGGGUGUGGAGGCUGACAUUGGUGGAUUGAGGAGGGUCAUCGACGACACCAACAUGAACCGUAUGAACCUCGAAAGCGAGAUCGAGGCUCUCAAGGAAGAGCUCAUCUUCCUUAAGAAGAACCAUGAUAAUGAGGUAAUGGAGCUGCAAAGCCAGAUUUCCCAGUCUGGAGUGCAGGUGGACGUUGAUGCUCCUAAGGGACAAGACCUAUCCCGGAUCAUGGAGGAGAUGAGGGCCAAGUAUGAGAAAAUGGCCCUGAAGAACCAAGAAGAACUCAAAGCCUGGCACGAAACACAGAUCUCAGAGGUACAGGUACAAGUCACGCAGAACACAGAGGCUCUCCAGGGUGCCCGUACAGAAGUCAACGAACUCCGUAGACAACUUCAGACGUUGGAGAUCGAGCUGGAGUCACAGAGGAGCCUGAAAGGAUCACUGGAGGGCACACUGCGUGACACAGAGUUGCGCUUCAACAUGGAGAUCGAGCAUCUUAACGGCAUCGUCGUGCAGCUGGAAGCCGAGCUCACGCAAUUGCGCAACCAAAUCCAGCACCAGACGCAGGAGUACGAGGCUCUGCUGAAUAUUAAGAUGAAGCUGGAGGCAGAAAUUGCCACCUACAGGAGGCUCCUGGAUGGCGGAGACUUCAAACUCCAGGAUGCUCUUGAUGAGCAGAAGAAGGUGAAAGUAAUGACUGUCACACAGACGCUGGUGGACGGGAAGGUGGUGUCUUCAAGCACAGAGACCAAGGAGAGGAACCUGUGAACACUAGACAAUACAACACAGACACCUCAUGGGCCAAUACUAAAAUUGUCUAAAUAAAAGUUAGAUUUUUUUAAGACCAAAGUGCCUUAAUAUACAGUUACUGUCUUAUUGCAAAUUAACAUUUCAAAGCUAAUUUAUAAAAACACUAAAAUUUUAAGUACUAAAGCCAAGCUUUAAGGUCAAAGAACUUAAACUUUACUUCCAUAAAGAUACAAUCCCCACAUUGUCCCAUUUUGUUUCCAUGUUGUGCUUCAGUCUUGUACUUUUCAAUAAAAGAAGAAACUUUUAUUAAAA
Molecule: messenger RNA, 1686 nt
Organism: Misgurnus anguillicaudatus (oriental weatherfish)
Lineage: Eukaryota; Metazoa; Chordata; Actinopteri; Cypriniformes; Cobitidae
Gene: krt18a.1
Product: keratin 18a, tandem duplicate 1
Biological process (GO): intermediate filament cytoskeleton organization
Cellular component (GO): cytoskeleton; keratin filament
Molecular function (GO): structural molecule activity
Source: RefSeq, a predicted model, not a curated record